Messenger RNA from Astrephomene gubernaculifera, 1180 nucleotides. NCBI's taxonomy places the organism in Eukaryota, Viridiplantae, Chlorophyta, Chlorophyceae, Chlamydomonadales, Astrephomenaceae. The record is from the annotation of a GenBank genome assembly.
AUUAUUGUGGAUAGCCAUCACUGCUACUUACUUGCAACCCUUGCUGUGGGCCUAGUUCGCUGGCGAUAUAUUGCAUUUAACUGCAACAAUGCUGAGCCAACUUGUUCGCCCUGCCAAGAGCGGCCAUGCGCUAUUGCGCAAUGCAUAUGGACUGACAACUCUAGGCCAACGCGCAAGCUACGCGACAGGCGCGGCUGACAAGGUUGUUGAAGUUCAGAGCGACAAGGAUUUCGCGUCGAAGCUUAGCGAGGCCGCAGGAUCCCGGUCAUUAAUGAUUUGCGACUUCACGGCCAAGUGGUGCGGGCCAUGCCGCAUGAUUGCGCCAGUGUUCAGCAAGCUGUCAAACAAGUAUCCCGACGUGUCCUUCGUCAAGAUUGACAUCGACAACAACGACCUUGCCGCAACCGUCAACGACCACAGCAUCACAGGCGUGCCCACUUUCGUUUUCUACAAGGGAGACCGGCGCAUUGAGAGCUUCAGCGGCGCCCGGCCCGACCUGCUGGAGGAGCUGAUCAAGAAGCACACCAAGUAGCGGGCUGCGGCCGUAGAGCAGAGCAGAGCUCGCAGCGCAGCAGGCACAGCACGCAGCGCAGCAUGGUGGCAGCAGGGGCGCCUCGGGUGCAUGAACUAACCUUGUGCGGGGCGGCGGGCGCUGGGCCGGGUCAGCAGGGGCUAUAUAGCGAGGGAGGCAGUGGCCGGCCGCUUGGGAGAGAAGCAGGGGCUGGGAGUAUAUGGCGGUGUUGGAGGACGUUGGGGGAUGAGUUGAAGGGGCCCAGCGGGCAGCGCGCUUGUGCUGUGCGAGGUUGAGGAAGUCCAGGCAACGAGGCAAGGUGCGUGGAGGGAUAGUGCGUUCAUAUGCACACCCAUGAUGUAGGUCAUAAAUGGGAGCAUGAAGUAUGGAGAAAGCACAAUGCAAGGCGAAGUGGCAGGGGCAGGUUGGAGCGGCAUCAUGCUUGCAAGCAGAAGCAAAAGGGUUCAUCACGCAAUACAGGUCCACACAAAGCAUGCAUCCUGCGUUAGGCUCAAAGCGCUAUGACCCAUGGGUCGCCAAGAUGCAUACCAUGCGUUCAUUGGGGUCAAGACGUUUCGAUGACACACAUCCGUUGCAUUGCAUCCAUAAGGAUACAUGCGCAGGAUGUACAGCUGAGGCAACAGGAUUGUAACGGGCUGCUGCUGUCAA